Lactuca sativa (garden lettuce) is the source of this 2575-nucleotide messenger RNA. Its product is annotated as E3 ubiquitin protein ligase RIN2. NCBI's taxonomy places the organism in Eukaryota, Viridiplantae, Streptophyta, Magnoliopsida, Asterales, Asteraceae. Gene Ontology annotation, cellular component: cytosol; ubiquitin ligase complex; plasma membrane. Gene Ontology annotation, molecular function: ubiquitin protein ligase activity; ubiquitin binding. The record is from RefSeq and is a predicted model, not a curated record. Gene Ontology annotation, biological process: positive regulation of plant-type hypersensitive response; protein ubiquitination; ubiquitin-dependent protein catabolic process.
UAGCUUUUUCCUUUCUUUUAUAUUUUUCUUCCCUUUCCUUUCCCCCCAAUUUUCUCUCUCUAAUCUGCGUGUGUGUGCGCACCAGGCUCGGCCAAGAUCGGAUAAUUUUUCGCCCAAUACUUCACAUCUUCGUCUUGGAUCAAGACAGAUUUGGUAUAGCAUCUAGUAAUGUGAUAAGAGCAUCAGAAGAUAAAAUCGGUGACUUACAUUGAGAUCAGACCUUGGGGAGGUGUACAAACUAAGUUAUAGUUUGUGGGCUUCUCCAUAAUCCUGCAUAGUGAGCAGUUGAGUGGGCAAGGGAGAUCAUGUAUAUUUUUAUCUCAUGAAAUCCUGGAACUUUUGUUGCCCUGAUGAAAUUUACAUUGUAUCCUAUGGGUGUGGGGUAUUUAUCAAUAUCAGCAGUGUGUACAGUGUUGAGCUUUAUAGGCCUCCAAUAUUGGACAGAAGUUUCUUAUGUGAAACUAAAGUCAGAUGGUUUGAUGGGUGAAAACCUUCUCCACCCUGGUGUUGCCAACCGUGUAUUGGAACUGUUGUUGAGUUCUUAUACCACAGUUGCAUUGGUGGUCAAUUUUGUCCUCAACAUUUUUAUACUCAUCAUCCUCUCUCUUAAGACAAUAUUUUUUGAUGAGCUGCAUGCAACUGAAUCUCGGAAAAUGGUGGAGAGACUAGUUAAUUAUGUUAUCUACAAGGGAACAUUUCUUCCAUUGGUGGUACCACCAACAUUAGUUAGAGCAGGAUUGUGGUCAACAUGGUUGACUGUAUUAUGCUCUUUGAAGAUGUUUCAAGCUCUAGCUCGGGAUCGGCUUGAACGGUUGAAUGCAUCUCCUUCUGCCACUCCAUGGACUUACUUUCGUGUAUAUUGUGUUUUAUUGCUGGUUGUCAUUGUUGAUGCAGUCUGGAUAAGGACAUGUCUACUGAUCUACCAAACAAUACCAUCAUCUAUGUUUUUGUUAUUAUUCUUUGAGCCUCUUAGUAUUGCUUUCGAAACACUACAGGCGAUUUUGGUUCAUGGGUUUCAACUGGUUGAUAUAUGGGUUCACCACUCGGCAGGCAACACCACAAAUUCCAAAAUAUCAAAGCUUUUAGAUAUGUCCGCAGCAGGUUCACUGUGGGAGUGGAAGAGUGUUAUAUUAAGGAAUGUAGGGUUUUCCCUAGAUAUUAUGACUUUGUUAAUGGCUCUGGGUCAUUAUGUACAAAUAUGGCGCCUUCAUGGCAUGACAUUCCAUCUUGUUGAUGCAAUGCUUUUCUUAAAUAUACGUGCAUUGGUAAGUGCAGUUGCAAAGCGUACAAGAGGUUUUAUUAAGUUAAGAAUCGCUUUGGGAACCCUUCAUGGGGCUCUCCCUGAUGCAACAUCUGAAGAGAUACAAGCUUAUGAUGAUGAAUGUGCCAUUUGCCGGGAACCAAUGGCCAAGGCUAAGAAGCUCUCCUGUAACCAUCUUUUCCAUCUUUCCUGCCUUAGAUCUUGGUUGGACCAAGGGCUAAGCGACAACUAUUCAUGCCCCACGUGUCGAAAACCCCUGUUUGUUGGGCGUGGCACAUCUGAAGGAGGAAACAAUAACAGUAACAGUAACAGUAACAACAGUGUAGGUGUAGGGAAUAAUUCUGUGGAUGUUUCAGGAGAUGAACAGCUUGCACGUCAGUUAAGCCGUCAGCAAAGUGUUCCUGGUCCCACACUAGUUCCAAAUCAAAUUCAGACCCCUUUAGAUCAUCAUGAUGAUUGGAGGAGGUUAGAGGCGGAUUCAGGUUGGUUGGGGUUUGAUGGGGGGGCGGGUCCAUCGAGAUCAGUGGGUUUAGGAAGAGUCCAGAUGAUGAUGAGACACCUGGCAGCUGUUGGUGAAACGUAUGCCCAAACUGCCCUUGAAGAUGCUGCUUGGAACCUGUGGCCUGUAAAUCCCUCUCAGGCCAGCACAUCUACUUCUUCUUCAAACAAUCCAAAUCCUUCCACAAGUACUGUAAGACACCGAGGAGGACACUCUACUGGGGCUGGGGGUGGGUCCCUCAUCAGAACCACACCACCUCCACCUGUCCCGGAUGUUGACCUGUCAAACAUAAUCGCCAUGGCUGAAACCGUUCGUGAAGUCCUUCCCCAUGUCCCCGAUGAAUUAAUAUUACGGGAUUUGCAGCGAACAAAUUCAGUGUCUGUUACUGUGAAUAAUCUUCUUCAAAUGUGAAUCCUUUUAUUUUAUUUUAUUUAAUUUUAUGAAAGAAGACAUAUAUAUAUAUAUAUAUAUAUAUAUAUAUAUAUAUAUAUAUAUAUAUAUAUAUAUAUAUAUAUAUAUAUUGUGUACCAAUAAUAUGAUAAAAAGAAAGGCAAGGGUGGUGGUCUGGUCAGUGGUCAUUGGAGGGAGGUUGUGUGCUGACGUCACCCCACCCAACCACACACAGUGUUCUGUAAGAGAGAGCUAUAGUUUUUUUGUAUAUAGGAAAAAAUAAGUUAGACAAAAAUGUUGAUUAAACUAUAGCCCCCCCCCCCUCCCUCCACCUGAUUGGGCUUUUAGGGAAAAACGAAAAAGAAAUUUGUUGUAUGUAUUAUUGAUUGGGAUUAUGUAUGUGACUAAUUAACUGGUUUGCGUUC